Messenger RNA from Lepus europaeus (European hare), 2856 nucleotides. RefSeq names its product DEAD-box helicase 54 (gene DDX54). The record is from RefSeq and is a predicted model, not a curated record. Gene Ontology annotation, cellular component: nucleus. The transcript is spliced from 20 exons. NCBI's taxonomy places the organism in Eukaryota, Metazoa, Chordata, Mammalia, Lagomorpha, Leporidae. Gene Ontology annotation, molecular function: RNA binding; ATP binding; RNA helicase activity. Bases 11 to 2626 code for a protein of 871 amino acids.
UGGGUCCCGCAUGGCGGCCGGCAGGCGCGCGGCGGCCGGGCCUCGGUCGCGCCCCGCCAUGGCGCAGUGGAGGAAGAAGAAGGGGCUCCGGAAGCGCCGGGACGCGGCCUCCCAGGCCCGCGACAGCGACUCGGAGGACGGCGAGUUUGAGAUCCAGGCGGAAGAUGACGCCCGGGCCCGUAAGCUGGUGCCCGGCAGAGCCCUGCCCACCUUCCCCGCCCCGGAGUGCGCCCCCGACCUGGAGCUGGACACCCGGCAGAUGGUGCGGGCCCAGCAGCGGAAGAAGAAGUCCGGAGGCUUCCAGUCCAUGGGCUUGAGCUACCCGGUGUUCAGAGGCGUCAUGAAGAAAGGCUACAAGGUGCCCACGCCCAUCCAGAGGAAGACCAUCCCGGUGAUCCUGGACGGCAAGGACGUGGUGGCCAUGGCCCGGACGGGCAGCGGCAAGACGGCCUGCUUCCUGCUGCCCAUGUUCGAGCGGCUCAAGGCCCACAGCGCCCAGACCGGGGCCCGCGCGCUCGUCCUCUCGCCCACACGGGAGCUGGCCCUGCAGACCCUGAAGUUCACCAAGGAGCUGGGCAAGUUCACCGGCCUCAAGACCGCCCUGAUCCUCGGUGGGGACAAAAUGGAAGACCAGUUUGCGGCCCUGCACGAGAACCCUGACAUAAUCAUUGCUACUCCUGGGCGGCUGGUGCACGUGGCCGUGGAGAUGAACCUGAAGCUGCAGAGUGUGGAGUACGUGGUGUUUGACGAAGCCGACAGGCUCUUCGAGAUGGGGUUUGCAGAGCAGCUGCAGGAGAUCAUCGGCCGCCUCCCCGGGGGCCACCAGACGGUGCUGUUCUCCGCCACGCUGCCCAAGCUGCUGGUGGAGUUCGCCCGGGCAGGCCUCACGGAGCCCGUGCUCAUCCGCCUGGACGUGGACGCCAAGCUCAACGAGCAGCUCAAGACCUCCUUCUUCCUGGUGCGCGAGGACACCAAGGCCGCUGUGCUGCUCCACCUGCUGCGCAACGUGGUGCGGCCCCAGGACCAGACGGUGGUGUUUGUGGCCACGAAGCACCACGCCGAGUACCUCACCGAGCUGCUGACCACCCAGGGAGUGAGCUGCGCCCACGUCUACAGCGCCCUGGACCACACGGCUCGCAAGAUCAACCUGGCCAAGUUCACGCACGGCAAGUGCUCCGCCCUCAUCGUCACGGACCUGGCCGCCCGGGGCCUGGACAUCCCACUGCUGGACAACGUCAUCAACUACAGCUUCCCCGCCAAGGGCAAGCUCUUCCUGCACCGCGUGGGCCGUGUGGCCCGUGCCGGCCGAAGCGGCACGGCCUACUCCUUGGUGGCUCCGGAUGAAGUCCCCUACCUGCUGGACCUGCACCUGUUCCUGGGCCGCUCCCUGACCCUCGCCCGCCCCCACGAGGAGCCCGCAGGUCCCGCGGGCGGCGACGGCGUGCUGGGCCGGGUGCCGCAGAGCGUGGUGGACGACGAGGACGGCAGCCUGCGCCACACCCUGGAGGCGCGGCUGGAGCUGCGGGGCCUGGGCCGCGUGGCCGACAACGCGCAGCGCCAGUACGUGCGCUCGCGCCCCGCAGCCUCCCCCGCGUCCAUCAAGAGGGCCAAGGAGCUGGAGCUGGCGACGCUGGGCCUGCACCCCCUCUUCAGCUCCCGCUUCGAGCAGGAGGAGCUGCAGCGGCUGCGGCUGGUGGACGGCAUCAAGCAGUACCGCUCCCGGGCGACCAUCUUUGAGAUCAACGCCUCCAGCCGGGACCCGAGCAGCCAAGUAAUGCGCGCCAAGCGGCAGAAGGACCGCAAGGCCAUCGCCAGCUUCCAGCAGGGGCGGCAGGAACGCCAGGAAGGGCCCGCCGGCCCCAUCGCCAGCUGCCCGGCCCCGCAGCAGGAGCUGCAGGAGGAGGAGGAAGGUGUGGAGGCUGUCUUCACGGAGGUCGUGGGCCGGAAGCGGCGGCGGCCAGGACCCGACAGGGGAGCCAAGAGACGGAGGGAGGAGGCCCGGCAGCGAGACCAGGAGUUCUACAUCCCCUACCGGCCCAAAGACUUCGACAGCGAGCGGGGCCUGAGUGUCGGCGGGGCCGGGGGCGCCUUUGAGCAGCAGGUGGCCGGUGCUGUCCUGGACCUGAUGGGGGACGAAGCACAGAGUCUGACCAGGGGCCAGCAGAGGCUCAGGUGGGACCGGAAGAAGAAGCGGUUUGUGGGCCAGUCGGGGCAGGAGGACAAGAAGAAGAUCAAGACCGAGAGUGGCCGCUACAUCAGCAGCUCCUACAAGCGGGAUCUCUACCAGAAGUGGAAACAGAAACAGAAAAUUGAUGAUCGCGACUCCGAGGACGAAGGGGCAGCUGACCGGAGAGGCCCUGAGCACACGGGCAGGAAGCGAGGCCGCGGCCAAGGUGCAUCCCAGCCCCGCGCCCCUGGCGGCCCCGCAGGCCGCGUGCGCUCCGAGCUCAAGACCAAGCAGCAGAUCCUGAAGCAGCGGCGCCGCGCCCAGAAGAUGCGCUUCCUACAGCGCGGGGGCCUCAAGCAGCUCUCGGCCCGCAACCGGCGCCGUGCCCAGGAGCUGCGGCAGGGCGCCUUCGGCCGCGGCGCCCCCUCCAAGAAGGGCAAGAUGCGGAAGAGGAUGUAGGGGUGCGGCCUCGCCUGUUUGCCCGGCCCUGGCGCCGGGGCAGCUCCCUGCAGGAGCAGGAGGCCAGGGUGGCCGCUGGAGACCAGACUGGGGUCCUGGCGGGCGCGGGAGCUUCCCCAGCAACGUCGGCGGCUGCUUCCUCACGCUCAGGGCUCGCCCUGCAUUCUCAUCCCCGGUGGAGUUGACGUGGAAUAAACCUAUACCGAGCGCCUCUGCCGUGCCGGCUGCUC